This is a messenger RNA of Ilyonectria robusta, 804 nucleotides long. RefSeq lists its product as uncharacterized. Bases 1 to 804 code for a protein of 267 amino acids. The record is from RefSeq and is a predicted model, not a curated record. NCBI's taxonomy places the organism in Eukaryota, Fungi, Ascomycota, Sordariomycetes, Hypocreales, Nectriaceae. The transcript has 3 exons. Gene Ontology annotation, molecular function: oxidoreductase activity, acting on the CH-OH group of donors, NAD or NADP as acceptor.
AUGUCUCGUUUCUCGCCACAGCUAACCGGUGCUCAUGUCCUCGUGACUGGUGGAUCAAAGGGCAUCGGAAGAGUCAUUGUCGAAACUUUCCUCGCUGAAGGAGCUAACGUUUCGUACGGUGCUCGAAAGGUCCGAGGGGAUGAGUUCUCUCUCUUCAAAGGCGCUACUAAUGGAGCGCGUGCUUCUGGAUCCGUCCUCGAUAUUGCCGACUCGGAUUCUAUCCGAUCUUGGGUUGAAAAUGCGUCCAAGGAAUUCGGAAGAAUUGACAUUGUUGUGGCAAACGCCUGCCCCUUGCUUACGGACGCUACAACUGAAGCCUGGCAAAAGAGCUUCCAAGCCGAUAUUCUCGGCCUUUGGACCCUAAUUGACGUCGCAACUCCUCACCUUGAGGCGAGAGGCGGCACUGGCUCAAUCGUCGUGAUCAGCUCGAUCGCGGGCAUUGAGGCCAGGUAUCCGGUCGUUGGAAGCCCAUACACGACAUUCAAGCGUGCCCAAGCUACACUCGCCAAGGACCUCGCUCGCCAGCUCGGACCCAAGGGAGUUCGCAUCAACACCGUGGUCCCUGGGGCCAUUGACACACCUUCGAUUACCCUUCCCGAUGGAACUGAGGAAUUAAGUAGUUUCGGAAUUAUAAAACGCGACAACCCUGGUUUCUUGGAGGCUAUUGAAAGCCAAGUUGCACUGGGCAAAGCUGGCGAGCCCCAGGAUGUAGCUAAUGCGGUCAUGUACUUGGGGAGCCGUCUCGCCAAGUACGUGACAGGGGCAAGUCUCAUUGUUGAUGGUGCGAUCUCUAUCGCAUUUUAG